CGGAGUUAGAGCGACACCUCCUGGUCGUUCGCAUCGAGGCAUCUGACGUUUCCUCAUAUGGAUUAAUUGAUUGGUGCAGCGAAUAACGUCACAGAACACGAGACAAACAUGGAGGGAAAGACUCCGGACGCGUCCUCAACUGCGCCAAAACUUCUUACACCUGCUCAGAAACAGCUACUUAAAAGACAGCAGGAACUGGAAUACUGGAAGAGGCACUCAAAACAACUGCGGAGCCGUAAUUUGAUCACGGGCCUGACCAUCGGAGCCUUUGUGGUGGGCCUAUUCAGCUACACCAUUCUCUCAGUCAGGCAGGAGAAAAUCAUGGAAGAGAUUGAUGAUGAGGCAAAGAUCUUCGUCAUGAAAGGGCCUCGGACAGGGGCCAACUCUUAGAUGCUCCUCUGUCUCAGUGAUGCCAACUUUGCAAUGUUGGCAGGACAGUUAACAUUUGUCUUGAUGUGUGAGACUGUGGAUCUCUUGCAUUCAGUAUCAA
Sinocyclocheilus rhinocerous is the source of this 490-nucleotide messenger RNA. Its product is annotated as cytochrome c oxidase assembly factor 3 homolog, mitochondrial-like. Gene Ontology annotation, biological process: mitochondrial respiratory chain complex IV assembly. The transcript has 2 exons. The coding region runs from base 109 to 390 and encodes 93 amino acids. The record is from RefSeq and is a predicted model, not a curated record. Lineage: Eukaryota; Metazoa; Chordata; Actinopteri; Cypriniformes; Cyprinidae. Gene Ontology annotation, cellular component: mitochondrial inner membrane.